UCUCUCUCUCUCUCUCUCUCUCUGCAGUGAGUCUCUCCCCCGCUGCUGUCACAAACCGUAAAGUCAGACAGCCGGUGGUCGCUUUCUGACCGUUUUAACGUCGCCGUUAUCUCACCGUGUCGGCCCGUUAACGGACCCUUACGUUUCUCUCCCGGCAGCUGAAGACCCCGCGGCGGCAAAAUGGGAAAUGAAGCCAGUUAUGCCCUGGACAUGUGCUCGCACUUUGAUGCUGAUGAGAUCAAGAGGCUAGGAAAGAGAUUUAAGAAACUGGACCUGGAUAACUCCGGGUCCCUGAGCGUGGAGGAGUUUAUGUCCUUACCGGAGCUCCAGCAGAAUCCCCUCGUGCAGCGAGUCAUCGACAUAUUCGACACAGACGGGAACGGAGAAGUGGACUUCAAAGAGUUUAUUGAAGGCGUCUCCCAGUUCAGCGUCAAAGGUGAUAAGGAGCAGAAGUUGCGCUUUGCCUUCAGGAUCUACGACAUGGACAAAGACGGCUACAUCUCCAACGGGGAGCUCUUCCAGGUCCUCAAGAUGAUGGUGGGCAACAACCUGAAGGACACCCAGCUCCAACAGAUCGUCGACAAAACCAUCAUCAACGCAGACAAAGACGGAGACGGCAGGAUAUCCUUCGAGGAGUUCUGUGCGGUGGUGGGUGGAUUAGACAUUCACAAAAAGAUGGUGGUGGACGUGUGACAACCUCCUGCUCUCGCUGCAUUUACUGAAGUUCUGCUUGAAGACGUCGUCCAGCUUAACACUCUGUUUGUUUUCAACAGAAGUAUUUCUCUGUGAAAAAUCCCCCCCUCUCCCUCCGUCCUCACCCUCACCCCCUCCCUCUUCCUCCCCCCCCCCCCUCUGAAGCCAAACUCCCACCAAGUAUUACCUACAGCACAGGAACUCUCAGUGACUCGACGUCGCACUUAAACAGCAGACGGACGGCUUUUUAACGCAGAGCGACGGUCUCAGUUUGGUGGAGGAAAGCUGGAGUGUGUGUGUGUCUGUGCGCGUCCUUGAGUGUGUGUGUGCGUGCGUGUGUGUUCUGUAUGUUUUACUGGUUUUUUCAAGGUAUGUGGGUUUUUUAUAUUUAUUUUGGUGUCAUAGUUUUCGUUUGGAGAAUCAGAGGAAGUCUAUCUUAAAGUAACCUUUAGUGGACGAGUGUGUUUUCGCCGUGACGUUACUUGAUUUCAUGAGCAGAGCAUGAAGUGCCAACACAACAUUUAUUGACAUGCAGUUGACUUACAGGUGAAAUCUGUGUCUUUCUUUUAGAGAUGUAACCGUAUUAUUGAAUGCAUUUAUCUUACUGGAGUGUUGCAUUAUUUACACUUGAAGAUCAGCUUUGUUUUUCACGUCACGUUUGGAGAAUCUUUGGUCAGGAUUAGACGGUGCACAGCAUGUUUUUUUAAACGACAGACGUACAAACACGCAGGAAGUGAAAGAUCAUUUUCCCCGUCGUCAGCACUUCUGUGUCAUUAAGCUCCGAGUCCGAUUUGUAUUGAACACUUGGACGUUGAUGUAAACAUUAUUUAGAGGUCACAAAGCGCUUGAUGACACAUUAGAAACUGAAACGGUUCGUUCAGACCAAAAGUGAAGGCGGGUUUUAAACACGCCGAGUCACUGCAGAGAAGCCCGUUUAAGUACACGCCGCCUGCUUUCCUUUUUAUUAACGGUAGAUUAACUUCUUCAUCUCUUUCAUCGCUACUGCGUCGUUAUAUUUGAGUCCAACUGUAAAAUAUAUAUAUAUGUACACAUUGGUGAGAACCCAAAGUGACUCCAGGAGUCUAAAACCCCCAAAAAGAUGAUUGAAGGACCUGGUCCUGAUCCUAGCUAACAGGUCAUCAGACUGGGACCUGGUACUGAUCCUAGCUAACAGGUCAUCAGACUGAGACCUGGUACUGAUCCUAGCUAACAGGUCAUCAGACUGGGACCUGGUACUGAUCCUAGCUAACAGGUCAUCAGACUGAGACCUGGUCCUGAUCCUAGCUAACAGGUCAUCAGACCGAGACCUGGUCCUGAUCCUAGCUAACAGGUCAUCAGACUGAGAACAGGUCAUCAGACCGGGACCUGGUACUGAUCCUAGCUAACAGGUCAUCAGACCGGGACCUGGUACUGAUCCUAGCUAACAGGUCAUCAGACUGGGACCUGGUACUGAUCCUAGCUAACAGGUCAUCAGACUGGGACCUGGUACUGAUCCUAGCUAACAGGUCAUCAGACCGGGACCUGGUCUGCCUCGAGUAGCUCAGCUGUUUGAAGCGGACUUAAAAAACUUGUCCUCCCUUUUGGUCUGAAGUCCCCUCAAAGCCCCCCGAUCGUUGAACAACAUGCCACGACUCGUUUCUCGGCAGGAAAGACUCGUUUCCGUUCUUAGUUUUUGAUAGGCUGCAUGUGUUUUUAACUCCUGUAAGAUACGUACCGAAAUGUUGGGAAAGAGAGAACAAGCUUAAAUGUUUUUUUCAAAGCUGCGGAGGAGGAGGAGGGAAAACCAAAACGGCCGUGCGUCGUGUCCGAGCGGCUUCUUUACUGACGCGCUGCAAAAGACUUUUCUACCUGAAACGGACGACUUGUGAUGUGUUUGCAUGACGUGUGUGAUCUGAUCUCUUUGAUUUCUUUCUUCUUCUUCUUCUGCCUGUCGCUGUUUGCAUGUAGAUCAGCUUUUUAUGAAAGCUCUUUUUGUUUCUCUCAAAGCUCGAGUUUACCAGGCUGGUCUCAACGUUUAAUGAAAUGAGCGAAAUGUCUUGCAGAUGCAAACAAAUCUAUCCUGUGCAUGCAAGAGUAUGUGAUAGUAUUAACUGGUGAGCACUGACAAGAUCAUGUUGUGUGAGGUCGAAUAUUUGACUUUUUAUACUAUAAAAUAUGCAUGUUUAAUAGUUAGAACUCAUGAAAUAGCUUCUUUGAAUAUCCCUUAACGAGAGUUGUUUCUUUAGCUGUGCUAGUUUCAUAUUUUAAAGACGUGCAAUGGUGUCAGGGUCGUGUUCUUAUCAGAUAUAAUGUUCUAGAAAAUGUGUUUCAUGGUGACGAUUAGUAAUCUGAACAUAUUUACUCUUUAAUUUUUUGCAUUUCAAAAGUUUUGGCUCAUUUCAUGAAAUCGGGUGAGACCGUGUUGUUUACAUGUUAAUAAUGAUGAUAAAUAAAAACAUGAACAUUUCAAGCACGUGGAUGUUGCCAAUGAAUAUUUGAAACCUGAAUCAUUACUCCACUGAAACACUGUAACCCGUCACUCGCUCUGUAAUAUUUACUCUUCUUUUUCUCUGUGGGAGCUUCCUGCUGGUUUAGUUUCAGGCGGUGCUGAAAUGUCUUCUGUUGGUUUCAAAGGGACGGUUUUGUUUUUCGUUGGACUCGAUCUUAGAUUUUUACUCCUGUUUUCAUCUCUGCUGCAUCACUGAAACUUCAUACAUGGAAAACUGAGAAAUAAAAAGUUUGAAAGUUGUAAAAAA
This is a messenger RNA of Labrus mixtus (cuckoo wrasse), 3428 nucleotides long. It is a transcript of the gene ppp3r1b, whose product is annotated as protein phosphatase 3 (formerly 2B), regulatory s1ubunit B, alpha isoform, b. Lineage: Eukaryota; Metazoa; Chordata; Actinopteri; Labriformes; Labridae. Bases 181 to 693 code for a protein of 170 amino acids. The transcript is spliced from 6 exons. The record is from RefSeq and is a predicted model, not a curated record. Gene Ontology annotation, molecular function: calcium ion binding; calcium-dependent protein serine/threonine phosphatase regulator activity.